Molecule: messenger RNA, 1779 nt
Organism: Aureobasidium namibiae CBS 147.97
Lineage: Eukaryota; Fungi; Ascomycota; Dothideomycetes; Dothideales; Saccotheciaceae
Product: Dak1-domain-containing protein
Exons: 3
Coding region: 1-1779 (592 amino acids)
Biological process (GO): glycerol catabolic process
Cellular component (GO): cytosol
Molecular function (GO): glycerone kinase activity
Source: RefSeq, a predicted model, not a curated record
AUGGCAACAAAACACUUCUUCCCCGACACCCACAACCUCGUCGUCCGCGGCCUCGAGUCUCUGGUCGCAAAGAACCCCCAUCUCUCCCUCGACGCCCCCAACAAAGUAGUCUACCUCCCCACGCACUCUUCCUCCAAAGUCUCUGUGCUUUCCGGCGGCGGCGCCGGCCAUGAACCAGCCUGGUGCGGCUACGUAGGUCAUGGUCUGCUCUCUGCAGCAAUUAGCGGCGAAGUGUUUGCUUCACCAUCGACAAAGCAAAUCAUGGCUGCAGUGGAAAAAGUGCCGAGUGACAAGGGAGUGAUCUUGUGUAUCACAAACUAUACGGGAGACAACUUGCACUUUGGGUUGGCGAGGGAGAAGGUGGCUGGUGCGGGCAGGAAGGUGGGGAUGUUGAGGAUGACUGAUGAUGUGGGUUUGGGCAGGGAGAAGACGAGCAAGUUGGGUAGGAGAGGAUUGGCUGGAAACAUGUUCGUUCUCAAACUCUGCGGUGCCGCUGCCGAAGAAGAGUACGACUUUGACACUUGCUUUGCCAUCGGCGAGAGCGUCAAUGGUCAUUGUAUUACCAUUGGAUCAUCGUUGGAUUACUGUCACAUCCCUGGACGAGCACAUCACGAAUCCCUACCUGCAAACACACUAUCGGUCGCUCAAGGCAUCCACAAUGAAGCUGGCCUCCAUGAGAAGGAUAUUCCUCCACCAGACGAAUUGAUACAAGAGCUGCUGCGCUACCUCCUCGACGAGAACGACAAGGACCGUGCGUUUGUUCAAUUCACAUCAGAUGACGAGGUAGCCUUGCUCAUCAACAACUUCGGCGGUCUCUCCAACCUCGAACUCGAAGCCUUGACAUCCUUGACCAUCAGCCAUCUCAAGUCGGACUGGAACAUCUCGCCGACAAGAGUAUACGCACAGCCUUUCGAAACAUCGCUUAACGCGCCCGGCUUCAGCAUCUCCCUCCUCAAUCUGAGCGGCGUCGCAAAAGAGACAAAGAUGGAGGAGGACAAGCUGUAUGCAUUGCUGGACAGAGACACAGAUGCACCGGCUUGGCCGAGGAACUCAUACGGUCAGAGCAGAGUCGACAGCCCGACACAGACAAGGGCGUCGCUGUCUGGCCACGGGACGGUGUCUUUUGGACCCAAGCUGGACGUGGCCACACUCGAAGGUGCACUCCGAAGUGCGUGCGAAGCGGCUGUAGCAGCGGAGCCCGACAUUACCAAGUGGGACAUCGUCAUGGGCGACGGCGAUUGCGGCGAGGCGGUCGAGGGAAUGUGCAAGGGUGUCCUUUCACAACUCUCAGCCGGACUGGUGUCGCGACACGAGGGAGCAUUGCUGCCCAUUCUUGACGAAAUCGAGAGUGGAGUCGAAGAAAUCGGCGGGACGCUCGGGGCCAUCAUCAGCAUCUUGCUCGCCUCGUGGACGUCAGACCUCAAGAACACGUAUCGCGCCGACUCUUCCCUUGAUUUCAACGAGCAAGUGGCGGGCCGCAGUGCGGGACAGGCGUUGAAAAACCUGCAGACGUACACACCGGCGCGUGUGGGCGGACGAACAGUCAUGGACACAUUGAUCCCCUUUUGCGAGACGCUGUCCGAACGAGGCGAUCUCGAGGCAGCCGUGGCUGAGGCGGUCAAGGGUGCAGACAAGACGGAGGGCAUGGCGGCCGUGUACGGGAGAGCGACGUAUGUUGGUGACAAGAUCAGCGAAAAGGACGUGCCCAGGGACCCGGGUGCUUAUGCUGCGUCGGUCUUCCUGCAAGGUCUGUUGGACGGACUCAAGGGCAAACUGUAG